This is a messenger RNA of Hyla sarda, 1693 nucleotides long. It is a transcript of the gene MEAK7, whose product is annotated as MTOR associated protein, eak-7 homolog. The coding region runs from base 174 to 1541 and encodes 455 amino acids. The record is from RefSeq and is a predicted model, not a curated record. Lineage: Eukaryota; Metazoa; Chordata; Amphibia; Anura; Hylidae. The transcript is spliced from 8 exons. Gene Ontology annotation, biological process: TOR signaling.
UCUAGGACUAUAACAUGAGGAUGUAGUUACCUCUAGCACUGUAACCUGGAAAUGUAGCUACAUCUAGGACUAUAACAUGGUUGUGUUGCAAACUCAAGGACUGUAACCUGGGUGUAUCUACCUCUAAUACUAUAACCGGGGGUGUACCUACCUCUAGCAUAGUCUCCUCUGUGAUGGGGAAUGUGGAGAGCAGUGCCUACCAGAGACGUCUGGCGCGGGUGCCCCCAGCUGACCAGACCAAGAUAGAGACAAGCUUUGAUUCUCUGACAAGAAACACAAGCAAGAAAUGUGUAGAGCUGAAGGCCUUCCAGGACUCCAUUGGCAAUUCCCUCCCUAGCUCCAUGUCUCAGCGCAUUUUUCAUGGGAUACAGACCGUGAACAUAACUGGCAAAGCCCCCACAUCCAGUCCGGAGAUAACCAGGGAGCAGUUUGUCGUGUUCAUCAUAGACGUCCUGAGAGGGACGGCUGAGGAGAAGAGUGCUAUCAUAAUGCCAAUGAUCAGUGCUGACCACAACGAGCAAGUAACAGGACAACAAAUUCAGCAGUUCCUGGAGGAUUUAAUUGGAGCUACAGUCCAUGUGUUACAUCACAAGAACAUGCUGUCCGGAUGGAGUCUUGAAAAUACUAGGGACUGUAACUCCGGAAUUCACACGCUGGCGACACAGCUGAUGUCACAAAUAAAGGAUCCUAGUGGUAGACAUCCUGUGGAUGCUCCAGAGCUCUCGUCCUUCUCCAGGACAGUCAUUGAAGAUUGGCUAUACAAGGAUCCCAUGAUAUCCACACUCCUGAGAGUUGUUGUCACACUUGGUUUCUCAAUUUUGCCUCACAAUGUAGAACAUCAGAGAGAUGUCAGCAGCCUGGUGCCACGCUGCCGUAGGGGAAAAGUGUCGUCCUUCAUAAGCCUUAUGGACCUGCCCACCAUUAUGUAUCUAAACUCCCAUCUGCCCUCUGAGAUGCAGCACAAAUGGCGGCUGCUCUUCUCCACCCAGGUCCACGGGGAGAGCUUUUCUCAAUUGUGUGGUCAUCUGGUGGACCAAGGACCCAGUCUGUUGCUUCUUAGGGACUCGGGAGGCUUUAUAUUCGGAGCAUUUGCAUCACAGAAUUGGGAGGUGAAGCCACAGUUUCAGGGUGACAACAGAUGCUUCUUGUUUACUGUGUCGCCCCAUCUAGAGAUUUUUACACACACAGGAUACAACGACCACUACAUGUACCUCAACCAUAGUCAGCAGACCAUGCCAAAUGGAUUGGGUCUUGGCGGGCAGCAUGACUAUUUUGGACUUUGGAUUGACAGUAAUUUCGGGAAAGGCCACAGCAGGGCAAAACCACGGUGCACGACAUAUAACAGUCCUCAGCUAUCUUCCACAGAGGAAUUCUCCUUGAGCUCUAUGGAGGUGUGGGGGCUCGGGGAUUUGUCUGAAGAGUUACAGACUAAGAACAAGAAAAGCAUCCUGGAUGCAGACCCGGAAGCGCAGGCACUGCUGGAGAUGACAGGACGGACACGCCAGAGUGAAGGGCUGAGAGAUAACGAUGAUGAAACGUAGAACAAGACGACGUGGCCAGAGCUGUUCAGUACAAGUACUGGCUUGUGACCAUAGAUUAUCUCUCUUAUAUAAGAUUUGGGUAGGUCUUCAUCCUCCUGAUGCUGCCAUUGUGAUGAUUACUUCUGAACUGUACAAUUUUCACUAUUUGGUAA